GUUACAGUUAGUCACUGUAAAAUCACGAGUCCGGAAACUUAUCAUCAAAUUCAUCUGUUUUAUCAUUUAUCUGUCGGUAUUGAAUACUUUUCUUUUUCUAACUUCGAAGACAAGAAAAAGAUUAAUGUCUCAUUGUAAGUGAGAAUUUUAAUGCAUGCUCUGACAGAUAUUAGAGGUUGUUUAACGUCCUGUAUCGAUAACUCUCAUUUGGACCAUUGAAACUUAUCAUAUUCAUGAUAACACCGUGUCUUAAUCGAAAACAGUUGCAACAAGUGUACAUUUUACCGUAUAGUGAAUGGAUGAUAUGAUGGCUCAGGAACACAGACUGUCCUUCCUCCUUUCCCUCAUCAUGUUUAUUUCCAUUGUAUCCAAUGGCUGUGACUGUCAUCCUCAAUCUCUCUGGUCCAUAAGUUCAGGCACUGGAGCAAAAACAUCCAAUGACACAAGAAAAGCCUCUGACAUAGCACCCGAAGUGGCAUCCUAUUCUGAUGUGGCCAAACAAAUCAUUGACUUGGCUGUUUUCGGAGCAGCCAGGAAUCGUUCCUACAGACGGCUUGCAGACUUCACUGAUACAAUAGGGAACCGUGUUAGUGGUUCACAGAACCUAGAGAUGGCUAUCAAAUAUAUGCACAAAGCAAUGACACAAGAUGGGCUGGAUGUACAUCUGGAGCCAGUCAAGAUCCCACACUGGGUAAGAGGGCAGGAGAGUGCCGAAAUGAUUCUACCCAGGGCAAAAAGUCUGGCUAUACUUGGACUGGGCAGCAGUGUUGGAACACCACCUGAAGGUAUUCAGGCUCAGGUAUUGGUGGUUCAGUCAUUUGAUGAACUGAAGCAGAGAGCGAGCGAGGCCACUGGGAAGAUUGUGGUUUUUAACCAGCCUUUUGUCAGCUAUGGAGAGACGGUGGCUUACCGUGCAUUUGGGGCUUCAGAGGCAGCCAAACUGGGAGCUGUAGCUACACUCAUUCGAUCUAUCACUCCUUUUUCAAUAAACAGUCCCCACACAGGUUGGCAGGAUUACCAGGAUGGAGUGAAGCAUAUCCCUACAGCCUGUAUCACAGUGGAAGAUGCGGAGUUAAUGUGGCGUAUUGCACAGAGGGGACAGGCAAUUAUUGUCAAACUCAUUAUGGGAGCUAAGACUCUGCCAGAUGCUGACUCCUUCAACACAGUAGCUGAAAUAAGAGGCUGGCAGCACCCUGAGCAGGUAGUUCUGCUCAGCGGCCAUUUGGACAGCUGGGAUGUGGGCCAGGGUGCGAUGGAUGAUGGAGGUGGAGCUAUGAUUUCUUGGGAAGCCCUGUCACUCAUCAAGGACUUAGGUUUGCGUCCCAGGAGAACCCUGCGAACGGUGCUGUGGACGGCUGAAGAGCAAGGUGGAGUUGGAGCACAACAGUAUUUUAAUCUGCACAAGGUGAACUUGUCAAAUUUUGACCUGGUCAUGGAGUCUGACUUGGGGACGUUCACACCGGUGGCUCUUCAGUUUACAGGCAGUGAUGCAGCAUGGAAGGUGAUGGAGGAAGUGGUCAAACUGUUGGCUCCCAUUAAUACAACUAAACUGGAGAUGCAUGGAGAAGGAACAGACAUUUCACCUUGGAUGCAGGCAGGAAUACCAGGUGCUAGCCUCCAUGUGGCAGACAGUCGAUAUUUUUGGUUCCACCACAGUGAAGGUGAUACAAUGACUGUUCAGAAUCCUCGGGACAUGGACCUGUGCUCGGCAUUAUGGGCCGUGGUUGCUUAUGUUGUGGCAGACCUGGAGGACAUGCUGCCCAGGUAGUCGGAUCAGUCUCCAGUGAACUGGAUGAUCACUGAACCAUAGCUGUGUUGAUCAAACAUAAUACACUGUUGAUACUUUAACCCUUCAAGACCCAAACAGCUACUGGCAGCCAAAAUUAUCUACUGAUCUAAAAUGUUUAAUAACUUCUGAAUCACUAAACCUAUCAAUAUGUUGAAAUAAUUCAGGUAAAGGUAGUUUUUCAUCUUUUCAUAGUCAUCAAAUAUGACCCAUUUGGGUGCUCAGAGGCUCUGUAGUGGAUGUGGAAACACUGUCAUCUUCUGCAACAGUAAUUCUCCAAUAAAACUUGUGCAGUUUGACAAAUGACAGUGGUUGUAGUUACUUGUUUUUAAGGUCAGUUAAUGACAACUUUGCUGAAAAAGUUAAAUUUUCUUCAGUUUUCUCUGUCUCUGACAACUUUAAUCUGAGCUAUUACAUGAUCAGUAAAUUAAAUACAGGAAAAUAAGUGAUUUUCACUGAAAUAAAUGGAAAAUGAAAAAGAUACUAUUAGAAUAAAUGGUGAUGAAUCGUUUAAGAAAGGUUAAAUAGAAAAAUUUAUUUGGGAACUGCACUGGGUCUUUAUGGGUUAAUUUUGUCAAAGUGAUUGGAAUAAGCUUUUUCAAAAAUCAGUCUCUGAGGUUAAAAUAAAUGAGAACUGACUUGGAAUAAACAAGUGAGUCAUGAUGGCAAAUGAAAAAAAUAAAUGUCUUCCCACAUUUAUUCAUGUAUUGAGGUGAAGGCCUUGAUUAAUUGGUCUACAAUUUUUAGAAAUCAUCUGCCUGAUGUUUUCAAUGUAUAUUAUCAAGUAUUAUUACUCAUAUAUAUUGGUUUAUCUACAUCUAUACUACAGAUUUAUACAUUUUCCACUAGAAAGAACCAGAAAAGUGAAUGUGUUAUUAUGUACAGACAGUGUCCAAGACUGUAUCUUGUAAACUACAACCAACCAACAUUUUGACCUAAUUUUUCUUUAUUAAUGACUCAAACUUUGUAAAGGUUUACUACUUUUAAUCUGCAGGCAUUUUACUUGGAGACCAGUGUUACAGUAUUCAUGAAUACAUCUGAGCACUGCCUUAAAUUUCUGAUGGGAUUAUCUGUAUGUAUCUAAUGUGUUGAAGCUACAGGAUAGCUUAAUUUCUCAGGUACUGUACAAAUGACAUCCUGAAUAUUGUGUGAAAUAUAAUUUUUGACCUGUAGAAGUGUAGAUAGGCUAUUUUUAAGUCAUUAUUAGGAGAUUUUUUUACAGUCCCAAGUUUCCUGUCAAUGUGAAAUAACAAACCAUCUUCAAAAUCAUUGUGAAUGGAUUAUAUCUGACCAUAACGUAUUGAGAAAUUAAGAUAUUGCUUUCGAAUAAAGUCUUAAUCAUUGCA
This is a messenger RNA of Sphaeramia orbicularis (orbiculate cardinalfish), 3132 nucleotides long. RefSeq names its product carboxypeptidase Q. The transcript is spliced from 11 exons. Gene Ontology annotation, biological process: peptide catabolic process; proteolysis. The record is from RefSeq and is a predicted model, not a curated record. Gene Ontology annotation, molecular function: metallodipeptidase activity. NCBI's taxonomy places the organism in Eukaryota, Metazoa, Chordata, Actinopteri, Kurtiformes, Apogonidae. The coding region runs from base 296 to 1768 and encodes 490 amino acids.